AUGGCACUUUGUUACGGCAGCCCAGUCGGGGGUCGGCUGGCAAAUAGUCCCGGAUAUACACAGCCUAAUGUUUGCCAAGAAGUCAAGCUGAGAAAGGCCAAACAAAAUGACAGCGCACAAUGCCCCCGAGGCUUGAGAGUGUUCACAGAAGAGAAGUCGAAUCCGAGAAAAGCACCAGCGUUUCCAAACACGGAGAAUGCUUUGUGCAGUUCAACUGCCUGUACUAUCGAUGACCAAGGCAUCAAUAGGCAGCUGAUGAUCGCUUUCAAAUGCAGACACAGAAAGAGAGCACAGCAUGACACAGGGCGGGAGGCAGAUGCCAAUGGCCAGCAUGGGAAGGAGCAGCCCGGUGAGCACGGAGCCCAGCAACGGCCACCCUAUUCUCCAAACCCGGGCAAAUUUCCCUGCCAGGGAAUGAAAGGGAACAUGCUGCUGCUCGCUAGUUGUGUGGCAUCGGUCUUUCGCCGUCCCUCGCUAUCGCACGCCAUCACACACCAUCACACACCAUCGCAAGCCACCGCACCCCAUCGCUCGAAAUCUGCAGACAUCUUGAUUUUUCCCGCGCUGUCUGUCAGGUCUCCGUCGCCACUCGACGCCAGGGCGCCGGGCCUUGUGGGCUGUGCUGCUCCUCGGAGGGCUUGGCAGCAGCCAGCGCCCCCUCCUGCAGCACUCUGAUCUGCACCCCCUGAGCGGCGUCCACUGUCCGCGGGGUGAGAAUGCCCUGGCUGAGUGCCGCUGCUUAUGCGCACCGUGGGGAAGGACCCUUCUGUGGGACCCAGUAGAGGGGACGGUCAAUGAGCUCAGCCAGUUCUGAGUUCUGAGAACUGUCUGGCAAAGCGGGUGCAGAGCAAAGCGUGAUUUAGGAGACAGGGGCUGGCCUUGGGGGUCACAUCCUGGCUAAGAUCCUUCAUUCUCCUGAGGGUGACUUUCUGUAAAGUAGGGAAACUGCAAAAGCUCUCCGAGGGCAGAGGCCUUGGCUGUUUUUCUUGAUUUUAAACCCAUAGUGCCUGUCCACGUGUAGAUACUCAGAAUUGGUGGGCUGAGUGUACAGCCGGGGCAUUUUUACCAGAAGUCAGUUUUCCUGUGGACUCUGGGUGGGGACAGAUGGAAUCUGCCUGUGAAGUGAUGAUGGCUGUCAGGGUCCUGGGUACCUUUCUCUUCCCUGGGGAGUGAGCACCCCUUUGGAGAUGUGGCAGCUAACAUGCGAACGUGGGCUCACCUGCCCUUUUUUGCACCUGUAUUCGAAAGUGAUCGUGGGCUGCCUGUGCCCUGGUCAUUGAUAGUGCAGGGAGAGAAAUCGCUGAAAGCGCUUCCCCGUGUUUGGAGGGUCCACUCCUGUCCCUUCCAAACUCUGGAGCUUUCUCACACCUCCUUCUCACCAUCUGUCAAAUGCCUCCUGGCGCUUGGUGUCUGAUGAUUAUUGAGUGCUCCCUGUGCAAGGCUCAGUGCCGGUGUCUGUAAGGCGUUCACCAAGGUGUAUGAGGGUGUGUCCCUGCCUCAGGAUUGGUGGUGGAACCACAGCUACAGCUCUGCUAGUCACACCCUGUGGCAAUUACUGGCUUGAUUGUCUUUGCCUCUAUAUUUUGACCUUGAGGGCAGUGUCUUGAGCUUUUGUUUAAUAUUUUAUUGUAUUUGUUUAGUGACAGGGUCUCACUCUGUUGUCCAGGCUGGGGUGCAG
Messenger RNA from Cercocebus atys (sooty mangabey), 1678 nucleotides. RefSeq lists its product as uncharacterized. The transcript is spliced from 4 exons. The record is from RefSeq and is a predicted model, not a curated record. The coding region runs from base 1 to 675 and encodes 224 amino acids. Lineage: Eukaryota; Metazoa; Chordata; Mammalia; Primates; Cercopithecidae.